Messenger RNA from Podarcis muralis (Common wall lizard), 2295 nucleotides. RefSeq names its product interaction protein for cytohesin exchange factors 1 (gene IPCEF1). The record is from RefSeq and is a predicted model, not a curated record. NCBI's taxonomy places the organism in Eukaryota, Metazoa, Chordata, Lepidosauria, Squamata, Lacertidae.
AGAGUUUCCUGUCUCUUCUGAGAAGGUAGAGAAAGGGACAGCGCUGGAGGGGGGUCUCUUGAAUUCCUGACUCCCGGCUUCCCCAUCAAUUUCGGUUUUGUGUAUGGCCGCUGAUGGAAAAGCCCCUGUUCCUUUGCGUCAGAAGACAAGGAAGAAAAAUCAAGGAAUUUGUACAAUGAGCCGUCGAAGGAUAUCAUGCAAGGACUUGGGGCUAGCUGAUUGCCAGGGAUGGCUAUACAAGAAGAAAGAGAAAGGGGGCUUUAUUGGCAACAAAUGGAAAAAGUUCUGGUGUGUCCUGAAGUGUUCGUCAUUAUACUGGUACAGCAAUCAAGUGGCAGAGAAAGCUGAAGGGUUCCUCAGCCUUCCAGAAUUCACAGUGAAUCAAGCGACAGAAUGCAAGAAAAAGUAUGCUAUGAAGAUCAUCCAUCCACAGAUCAAGACAUUUUAUUUUGCAGCAGAAAAUGCGGAGGAAAUGAACAUAUGGCUGAAGAAAUUAGGUACAGCUGUCCUUGACAAACAAGCCAAUAAAAAGAGUGAAGAAGAGUGCUAUAGCGAGAGCGAGCAUGAAGAUCUAGAAAUAAACGUGGAGACGCCACCCCCUCCGUAUUCCGAUCAGCUGCCGCCGCCUCAUUUGAAACAGGACCAGGAAGAGCCUUCCUUGACAUCGCAUGCAUCAAGUGAAGUAUCAUGUUCUUUGUCCUCGCCGGAAAGCCUGAUGAAGUCUGAAGGAUCCUCGUCUUCCUCAUUGUCCAAAGAAUUGUAUCCAGACAGACAGUUGUGGCUCGACAGCGUGAACAACCCUUCCCCUGGGGAAGAAAUGGACAAUCAAUCUCCAGCUGCCUCUGGUGACUCUCAGGAUACUGAUCACUUGGUAACAGGCUGUAACAAAACACUGGAAAGUGGGACUGUCAAACCCGACUGCAGCUUUCGGAUCUCUUUGAAUGAGGCUACAUCUACAUUACGCAGUGCUAAGGCUAGCCUACCUGUGCCUAGAAUAGCAGCAUCGAAAACUCUGCCUAAAGAUGCAAAAAGUUCCGUAGAUGAAAUGGAGAAACUUUACAAGUCCUUAGAGCAAGCGAGUUUGUCUCCCAUUGGGGACAGGCGACCUUCUACAAAAAAGGAGCUGAGAAAAUCCUUCAUCAAGAGGUGCAAAAACCCAGCUGUUAAUGAGAAACUCCACAAAAUCCGAGCACUGAAUAGUACCUUAAAGUGCAAGGAACAUGACUUGGCCACGAUUAACCAGUUGUUGGAGGAUCCUGAGCUAACAGCAAGGAAGUACAGGGAGUGGAAGGAUUCAAACACCAUGUUGGUCCAAGAUAUCUAUCAGCAGCAGGAUGUUCUGAAUACGCCUGAAGAAAACAGCACAGAAGCAGAGACGAUGCUGCAACCAUCUUUCAUCGAAAGCACUAUCUGAGAGAAGUGGACCGUGUGGUACUUUCCCCACACUGUUUGUCUUCAUUUACAAAUAGUUUAAGCUGCUACAGUUUCCGGUUUUGUUUUUCUAGUGGAGAACUCAACCCGUUAGCCAGAGCAUUAUUUCUUAUCUCAGUAUUAGGAACAUAGGAAGCUGCCUUAAGCCAAGGCAGUCCAUCUAGUUCAGUGUUGUCUACACUGGCCGGCAGGAAGGGAUUUCCCCCAGCCCUUCCAGGGCACGCCUGGGAUUAAACCUCAGACCUCCGGCAUGCGAAACAGAUGCUCUACCCUGAGCCCUGGCUCUUCACCAUUCUAUCUUCCUUUAAGUGAGUGAUUUACGUUAUCUUCCUUCAAGACAGAAUGCCACUACCCAAGUGGUGACGUCACAAUGGUUCUAGUCUUUGUGAACUUCUGAGGAGAGCAAUUAUCUGGUGGACGGGAGUUGGAAUUCCAUUUUUUAAAAAUGGCUGACCUUCAUAGCACAAACGUUUUAGCAAGCACAACAUCUGGACAUUAAGGGUUUUAAAGAGUAUGUACAUAGUGUAAAUAAGAAGUUCAUGGUUAUUUUAAAGUUUGUUAAGAGAAGUAAAAAAAUUAAAAGUUGUAGAAAUGCUGCCAGGGUUCAAAAAAACAAACAAACCACCCUUUUGUUGUAGCUUGUCUAAACUUCCAUAAAGAUUAUAACCUCUGCUGAUGACAGGAUGGUGCCUGUCUCCUGUUAAAAAGCCUUGUCAUCUGUUGAGUGAACACCUUUUGCAAUCAUAGCAUCACUGUAUUUAUGAAUGGCCAGGAAAAAAGCUGUUUCCUUACAUCAUCUGGGGAAAGUUGCAUUUGAAUUGUUUUUCAUGCCAAAAUAAAUUCUGCAGCGUUGUGCAAACUCUA